Molecule: messenger RNA, 2272 nt
Organism: Monomorium pharaonis (pharaoh ant)
Lineage: Eukaryota; Metazoa; Arthropoda; Insecta; Hymenoptera; Formicidae
Product: mitochondrial enolase superfamily member 1
Exons: 6
Coding region: 782-2140 (452 amino acids)
Biological process (GO): carbohydrate catabolic process
Molecular function (GO): hydro-lyase activity; magnesium ion binding
Source: RefSeq, a predicted model, not a curated record
AUAUUAUCGAUAUACGUAUAAUACAAACAAUUUGAAUAAAAUGCAAUACUGAGAUUUCAAGAUCAAGUUUGCAAAAACUUAAAUGAAUUUAGUCACAUAUAUAAACGCAUACAAAGCAAUUUAUCUCUAAGCGGAGAGAGAGAAAGAGGAGUUCACACGUAAAUUGAUUGACAGAACAUUCAAAAAAUGAAGUCGAUUAUGUCUAUAUCAGCAAUGAAAUGCGCUAUUAUUGAUUGUGAUACACCUUGGCGAUUUGUUGAGGAUCUAGAAAGACACAUGCAUAUAUCUCUGUAAUUCCAAAUUCUGUUAUCGUCUGUCGACAAAUGCGUCUUGAACGAGAUGGGAGGAAAACUAUAUGAGAUAUCAGUUUCUAUAUACUUUUUCAACUUCCCGUCCAGAUAUAUAUUCCUGAUAACAUUGACGAAUUAGACGGAACCUCGUUAAAUGGCAUGAUGAUAAAUGGAAUUAAAGAACGUUUUAUAAAAAUUGGGUGCAGGUUUACAAGAUCCACUACUUUAAUCGCAAAUACACGAAAUCAGAGAGAAGAUCGACUUCACUCUGCACGAAAUAAAAACAAAUUAUGGACUAUUUACUUCUUUGUCUGAAUCCUUAUACAUAAGCACAAAUAUUUCAUAUAAGAGAGAAAAUAUUUGUGUGUGUGUAUGUAUGAUGUUUGUAUUUUUGAGCAAUAAGAAUAACGUUUUUUGAAGAUCGCUUUUCAGUCAUAUCACUACUAUCGUUAACUUUACAAGUGCUUCGUAUUGCUGCGCGAUAUAGAAAAAUGAUAGACACAAAAAUCAUCGAUAUCAAAGUGUACGACGUAAGAUUUCCGACAUCGUUAAGGCACGUUGGAAACGAUUCUAUGCAUGACAAGCCCAAUCACUCUAUCACGUACGUAACAAUUUGCACUGAUAAGAAUUUUGAAGGAUAUGGCAUCGCAGCUACUCUAGGAAGAGGAAAUGAAUUAGUGGUGCAAACGUGCAAGCUCAUGUUCAAACACGUGAUAGAACGAACAACAACACAGAUUUAUUCAAAUUUUGCAUCGUUUUGGAGACAACUAACGAAUGAUCCUGAAUUACGAUGUUUAGGGCCGGAGUGUGGUGUGGUACAUUUAGCUACGGCGGCUAUCGUGAACGCAUUGUGGGACUUGUGGGCCCGUAUCGAGAAUAAACCUGUUUGGCAGUUGCUUAUGGACAUGACACCUGAGGAGCUCGUUUCCACGAUAGAUUUUAGAUACAUAAGAGACGUAGUGACCGAGGAAGAGGCGAUACAAAUGCUCCGUGAGAAUCAGCCGCGCAAAGAGGAAAAGAAGAAGGCACUACAAAGUAAAGGCUAUCCGGCGUAUACGGCCGAUGUCGGAUAUUGGAGUUUUGGAAAUCAACACAUUAGAAGUGCCUGCAAAAAAUUCAAGAAACUCGGUUUUGAGAACUUCAAAAUAUCCGUAGGUUACUCCAUCGCCGAGAGUUGGCAGAGAUGUAAAUUGAUACGUAACGUGAUAGGCCAUAAAAAGACAUUCCUGGUGGAUGCGAAUCAAUUUUGGGACACCAAUGAAGUAGUGAAUGCAGUAAAAGGUUUCAAUCCAACUUUUCCUGUCUGCAUAGAAGAUCCGACGUCCACCGACGAUGUCUUAGAACAUGUUAAUAUACUGAAUUCACUAAAAAAGCUUAAACAUCCGAUGAAAGUGACCUGCGGUGAAAUGUGCACAAAUCGCGUACAAUUCAAGCAAUUUUUAAAAAUGAGCGAGAUUAGUUUUUGGAACAUUAACGUAGGAAGGCUUGGUGGAGUUAAUGAAGCCCUAGCUGUAUACUUUAUGGCAAAAAAGUAUAAUAUACCAGUAUGGGGACAUGCUGGUGGAAUAAGUCUGGGCGAGAUGAUCCAACAUCUUCAAAUAUGGGACGCCAUUUGUUUAAGUCAAUCCACGGACAACACUAUGAUAGAAUAUGUCAGUCAUCAGCAUGGAUACUUCGAAGACCCUGUAUUCAUUAGAAAUGCUUCUUAUUUACUACCUAAUCGUCCUGGAUUUUCAACUCGACUUAAGAACAAGUGUCUCACGCGGUGGUCUUAUCCAAAUGGUGACCGUUGGAAUCAUCUGUUUAAAAUAAAACGCCUCAAGAACGAACUACCAAUAAAGAGAAAUUGAUAAUCUAAAAAAAUUUGAUGAUAUAGCAAAGAAUUUUAGAUAAAAGCAUUAUAUAUGAAACCGAUACACAUUUUCUAAUUAAGUAUUGUAAAAUACAUUCAUUUUGAAAUAUAUACUCAAUACUCAAAAAUA